This is a messenger RNA of Zootermopsis nevadensis, 2655 nucleotides long. Its product is annotated as putative fatty acyl-CoA reductase CG5065. Gene Ontology annotation, biological process: long-chain fatty-acyl-CoA metabolic process. The record is from RefSeq and is a predicted model, not a curated record. Lineage: Eukaryota; Metazoa; Arthropoda; Insecta; Blattodea; Termopsidae. Gene Ontology annotation, molecular function: alcohol-forming very long-chain fatty acyl-CoA reductase (NADP+) activity. Gene Ontology annotation, cellular component: peroxisome.
UGGGGAAAGCUGAAGUAUGGACGAUGGCGGGGAGGAAGAAAUGCAGUGAUUAUGGCUGCGAGUUCACAGUCAGGGCGUGAGUGUCAGAGGAGCAGCAUCAGGACCCCCCAAGCCGGCGAGCGAGUGAGUGUGUGUGGAAUUUCCUACAAAGUGGACAAUCAACUAAUGGGUAGCUCAGAAAUUUUCACUGGCGACGGAGGCGAAACCAUGCACGCGCCCUCUGACAUCCCGGGGUUCUUCAAAGGACGAUGCAUCUUCAUCACAGGAGGCACCGGAUUCAUGGGUAAGGUGCUGGUGGAAAAGUUGCUGCGGUCCUGCCCAGAAAUCGCCACCAUCUACCUGCUGAUGAGACCCAAGAGGGGCAACGACGUCAGGACCAGACAUGAAGAACUCAUCCGGAGUCAGAUAUUCGACAGGCUUCGUAAUGAACAUCCAGGAUUCGCAUCGCAGUUGGUUGCAGUCAGAGGCGACAUAACGUUAGAAAACCUCGGCGUGACACCCGAGGAUAAAUCCCUGAUCGAGAAGAAUGUUUCGGUGGUAUUCCACUGUGCAGCUAAUGUGAGGUUUGACCAGAAGCUGAACAAUGCUGUCAGAUACAACACGUUGGGCACAAAAAGAGUUCUGGAACUCGCGAAGCACAUAGACAAGCUGGACGCAUUCGUGCAUGUUUCAACCGCCUACUGUCAAUGCGAUAAACCCGUUCUGGAGGAAAUAACGUACCCAUCUCAAACCGGUCCCGACAACAUUCUUCAGCUGGUAGAGUGGAUGGACGACGAAGUACUUGAUUUAAUCACACCGAAACUUCUGGGCAAUCUUCCCAACACAUACGCUUAUUCCAAGAACCUGACUGAGCAACUCGUCACCAACUACGGCUCCAAGUUCCCUACAGCCAUCGCCAGGCCGUCAAUAGUGACGGGGACCUGGAAGGACCCAAUUCCAGGAUGGGUGGAAAACCUGAACGGACCGACGGGACUCCUCGUGGGGGCCGGCAAGGGGGUAAUACGCUCCAUGCACUGCCGCGCCGAGUACGACGCUGACAUACUGCCGUGCGACAUGGCUAUCAACGCCCUCAUCAUCCUCGCCUGGAAGGUGGCAAGCCUUAGACCAAAACAGCCGCUGGUCUGCAACCUCACAGUGUCCGGAGAGAAUCCCAUCACAUGGGGACACGUUCUGGACGUUGGGCGGAAGCACCUGUACGAGAACCCACUGAGCGACGCCAUUUGGUUUCCUGACGGAAGUAUCAAGAGUUCGUGGCUCUUGCACACCCUCUGCGUCAUUUUCUUUCACUUCCUACCUGCGUAUUUAAUAGAUUUCGUCGUCACUCUCUUUGGAAAGAAACCGUUCAUGGUGAAGAUCCAGCGUCGUAUCCAGGGGGGUCUCGAUGUGCUACAGUACUACACCACCAAGGAGUGGGUGUUCAGGAAUGACGUCUACAAGUCUCUGUCUGAAAGUAUGACGGAAAGAGACAGGGAAACAUUUUACACGGAUGUCAAGAUGGUGAACUGGGAUGGCUACAUCAAGCAAUUUGUGCUGGGGACCAGACAUUACUGCCUCAAGGAAGACCCUGCCACGCUGCCUGAGGCAAGGAGGCGUAUCAAAUGGUUGUACUGGAUGGAUCGAACUGUUGGUGCCAUUUUCUAUAUGCUGAUUUUAUGGAUGUUGCUAUCUUGGUCUGAUCAUAUCAUCGCAUGGGGUCGUCUUACGAUACGGUCCGUGCCUCAGAUGUUCAGCAUGAUACCUAUCCUCCGUACCCUUUCAGGGACGGUGGGGCCAGAUGCUGGAACGCUACACUGAGUGGUGUCUUUGUGGCCGGCUUGCAUCACAACAGAAUCAACAAGAUGCCACCAUACUGCAGCAAGUUAACAAAUACUAACAAAUGUGCUUCAAUUCUUGUAUUAAACUCUGGGCAUGUUGCAGUCUUGCAUUCACUGAUUCUAAAUCUAUGGGAAAAAUGCUGGACAGACACCCGAAGUGGAAUUGCCUAAGAGAAUAAACUAUUUUAUUUCAAUGCUAUGGCAAUCGUAUGUGCAUGGCGUAUUGAAUAUGUAAGCCUACUUAGUUUGUCGACACUGACUGGCUAUUAAUAUGAACAUUUCCUCAGAAUUUGCAAUUACAGUACAGCACAGUGCCUGGAACACACAAAUACCAAGUCACAUCUGUGUGUGUCUUUUAAAAUUGGUAACUGCCAUUUUGUGAUUACGACUGGAGAAAUUAGAGCCCUAAAUGCGCGAGGUAUUCGUCAUACUUUGACAACUGAGGUAAAUAUCAUAUUUAUAUCUCUCAAAAAUUAAAAUUGUUUCAGUUUAUGUACAUGAAUCACGAGGAAAUAGAUAUCAGAGUUAUUAAAAUGCGACUAACCAUCUGUUGAAAAGCUAGAAAAAUGAUUUCGGUUAAUGUUUACAUUUCGUUCAGGCAGAAAAUUUCUUCACCUCAGGAUUUGCAGGUUCUGCGAGUAGUAUGAAACACAAAUAUUCAUAACUUAAUAUCAAUAUAGAAAUAAGGCACCGAAAGUAAGAUUAUUCUUACAGAUAUGUCAUUUUCAUCAUGAAAAGUGUAAAUUUAAUGGUACUAUUUAAUUCUACCAACAGUUGUAAAAUCUUGUUUGUUGAGUAGAGAUACAGGUUGCGGAGAACAAAAUAAACAGAUAAAACUCAA